CCCAAGUGGCUCCCACAAUUAGCGCCCAUCCCAGUGGCUGGGCGGCUGGCCCUGGGGACACCUGGGUUCUGGGCACAGAGGCCCCUGCCCAGUGUCCCUUGGCCACAAACACCUGUGGUCAGAACUGGCAGUGAAAGCCAGGCAGGCAGUGGCAAGCAGGCAUCCCUCCUAGGCCUGGCAGGACGGCGGGCAGGGAGGCUUAGGGCCAGGGCCUACUGGGAGAGGGAAGAGUAGGUGUCUGACCCGAGGGAGAUCCGGGCAUCAGGAGUCAGGAAAGGCUGCUCAGGGAAGGGCAGAUCUGGCGUCCAAGGGGGUCUCAGCCCACAUGGGCCUCUCCUCUCCCUCCAGAAACUGCGAGCCCCUCACCCCCAGCCAGGGUCAGGGUCCCAGGCCUCACUCCUGGCCCUCUGGCAAGAAGGGCUUGCCCAUGGGUAGGGGAAGAGCCCCCAGUCCCUGGCCCCAAAGUUUUCCCCUCCUGGGUCCAGAGCAGGUGUGGCUGCCUGGCUGGCAGGCCCCUCCCCAAAGCCUCGCCCAGCCCUGGCCGGCCUGUCAUAAAUAGGAGGCUGCCCGCUGGUGUCGGGCCACAUCCCGUCUUGUCGCCUGCUGGAGCCACGCUAUUGCAGCUGCCCGCCCGCCACGGGGGAUGGAGGCAUCUGCACACAGAGGCUCCUGCUUCAAGGCUGGAACUGUGGUCCAAACAACCAGUGAGGGACUCGGGAUCUGGAAGUACCCCCAGGGCCAGCCACCACUGCCACCGCUGCCUGAGGACAUGCCACCACGGCCCGAGGACAGACCACUGCCAGCUGAGGACAGACUGCUGCCACCCGAGGACAGGCCAGGGGAGAGGCUGGUGGAGCUGCACACUUCUUUCAGGGAGCUGUUCACUUUCUUCUGCACCAAUGCCACCAUCCACGGCACCAUCCGCCUGGUCUGCUCCCGCCAGAACCGCCUCAAGACGGCGUCCUGGGGGCUGCUGCUCAUGGGCGCCCUGGGUGCGCUCUACUGGCAAUUUGGGCUCCUCUUCGAGCAGUACUGGCGCUACCCGGUCAUCAUGACGGUGUCUGUGCACUCUGAGCGGAAGCUCUUCCCGUCGGUCACUCUGUGUGACAUGAACCCCCACCGGCCCAGCCCCGCUCGCCGCCAUCUGCAGGCGCUGGAUGAGUUUGCCCAGGAGAAUAUCUACUCCCUCUACAAGUUCAACUUCAGCGAAAGCUGGGAGGGCCCCUUCGCUGAGGACCUGGGCCCCGAGCCCUCCUUCCAGCUGGACCGUGGGAUCUGCCUUCAGCGGCUGAACCACCCAGGCCCCCAGAGCAAAGUGGGUUUCAGACUGUGUAACAGCACCGGCGGCGACUGCUUCUACCGGGUCUACUCGUCAGGCGUGACGGCCGCCCGAGAGUGGUACCGCUUCCACUACAUGAACAUCCUGGCCCUGCUGCCCCCCACCCGGGAGGACAGCCACCGGAGCCACGGCGGCCACUUUGUCUUCUCCUGUCGCUACAACGGCCGGGACUGCCAGGCCCAGCACUUCCAGACGUUCCACCAUCCCACCUACGGCAGUUGCUACACCUUCAAUGGAGCCUGGGCCGCACAGCACCCGGGCAUCACCCAUGGGAUCAGUCUGGUCCUCAGGACGGAGCAGCAGGACCACCUCCCUCUACUAUCCACGGAGAAUGGCAUCAAGGUCAUGAUUCACAGGAGGAACCAAACACCCUUCCUGGAGCACCGCGGCUUCAGCAUCCGGCCAGGGACAGAGACCACCAUUGGCAUCCGAGAGGAUGAGGUGCACAGGCUUGGGAGCCCCUACGGCCACUGCUCGGACGGCAUGGAGGCUGUGGACGUGCCACUGCUCUACAAUGCCACGUACACCAUGCAGGCCUGCCUGGUCUCCUGCUUCCAGCAGCUGAUGGUGGAGACCUGCUCCUGCGGCUACUACCUCUACCCCCUGCCAGUGGGGGCCGAGUACUGCAGCUACACACGGCACCCAGCCUGGGGACACUGCUUCUACCGCCUCUACCGGGACCUGGAGACCCACCGGCUCCCCUGCGCCUCCCGCUGCCCCAGGCCCUGCAGGGAGUCUUCAUACAAGCUCUCUGCUGGGACCUCCAGGUGGCCUUCCUCCAAGUCGGCAGACUGGAUCCUGGCUGUGCUGGGCAAGCGGGGCCACCAGAAGCCCAGCCAGAGCCCCAGGAGCAACAUUGCCAAGAUGAACAUCUUCUACCAGGAGCUCAACUACCGCACAGUGGACGAGACGCCCGUGUACUCGGUGCCGCAGCUGCUUUCGGCCAUGGGCAGCCUCUGGAGCCUGUGGUUCGGCUCAUCCGUCCUCUCUGUCCUGGAGCUGCUGGAGCUGCUGCUUGACGCCACGGCCCUCGCCCUGCUGCUGGGCUGCCGCCGGCUCCGCAGGGCUUGGAGGUCCCAGCCAGGGGCGGCCACAAGGGCGUCUGGCCCCAGGCCAGAGGCCACCCCAUUGCCCAGUGACUGCGGGCCUGACCUCAAAUGUUCAGGGACUCCAGCAGGAGCCUCAGCUGAGGAGUCUCGGCUGUGAGUGUCUUUGCACACAUCUCUGCAAGGGAGCAUGUCUGUGUUUGGUGUCAGUGUUGUGUGUCUGCAUGCGUGUUUCUAAGUGUAUGGACGAUGCCCAUCUACACCUGUGUGUGUGGGGGAACCAGGCAGCGGCUCCCUCGGCUCAGGUCAGGUGGGAGGCCCAGGCCAAGGCACUCGGUGAC
This is a messenger RNA of Equus quagga, 2726 nucleotides long. RefSeq names its product sodium channel epithelial 1 subunit delta (gene SCNN1D). The record is from RefSeq and is a predicted model, not a curated record. Lineage: Eukaryota; Metazoa; Chordata; Mammalia; Perissodactyla; Equidae. Gene Ontology annotation, molecular function: ligand-gated sodium channel activity. Gene Ontology annotation, cellular component: membrane. Gene Ontology annotation, biological process: sodium ion transmembrane transport. The coding region runs from base 644 to 2545 and encodes 633 amino acids. The transcript is spliced from 13 exons.